This is a messenger RNA of Solenopsis invicta (red fire ant), 1230 nucleotides long. RefSeq names its product putative hydroxypyruvate isomerase (gene Gip). The transcript has 6 exons. Gene Ontology annotation, molecular function: hydroxypyruvate isomerase activity. Bases 306 to 1094 code for a protein of 262 amino acids. Lineage: Eukaryota; Metazoa; Arthropoda; Insecta; Hymenoptera; Formicidae. The record is from RefSeq and is a predicted model, not a curated record. Gene Ontology annotation, biological process: glyoxylate metabolic process.
UCAUCGCAUCAUUUGAAAGCGUUGAAUUGCAUUGAAUAUAAAAGAGACAUGAGAAACAUAUCUGACAAUUUCAGAAGUAGUCAAUUAAAUUUGUGUGUAGAGUAUUGAGAUACAUACCAGUUUUUGUAUCGUGUGCAUCCUAGUUUUCAUCCAAAUCUGUUCUUCCCAAUGUGCAUUUGCGGUGACAAUACAGAUGUGACAAGAAAAUCUAUGAAUCCAAACAAAAAUAUUAUUUUCUAGAAAAUUAACCUUUAUGUUUACAAUUCAAAGAUAGUUACUUUUUGUAAUCAGGUAUAAUUGCUGUCAUGGCUUUGAAAUUUGCCAGUAAUCUAUCUUUUAUGUUUACUGAGGCUCCUAUUAUUAUUGAUAGAUAUCAAUUGGCAAAGCAAGCUGGAUUUAAAGCAGUUGAAAGUGGAUUUCCAUUUGGCUUUUCUGUUCAACAAGUUGCUGCAGCCAAAAAGAAAGCUAAUGUUGACCAAGUACUUUUAAAUGUAUUCACAGGCGAUGUUACAAAAGGUGAAUUGGGCUUUGCCGCAAUUCCAGGCGAAGAAGAAAAUUUCAAAAAGAGUGUUGAGAAAACCUUAGAAUAUGCAAAAGCUUUGAAUUGUAAAAUGAUUCAUGUAAUGUCAGGAAAAGUUGACGCUCCUACUACUGCUAAUGACAUAGUUUAUGAAAAAAAUCUAUUGUAUGCCAUUGAAAAGUGUCAAAAAGAAGACAUUGUUGUCGUCAUUGAACCUAUUAAUAAUUAUAGUGUACCAAACUACUAUAUGAAUAAUUUUCAAAAAGGUUUAAAUUUAGUGAAAAAGAUAAACAAUGCAUACUUUAAGCUGAUGAUGGAUAUUUUUCAUUUGCAACAUUGUUGUGGUAAUAUUACAAACAACAUUCAAGAAUUUUUACCUUAUAUAGGUCACAUUCAAAUAGCUCAAGUUCCUGAUAGGCAUGAACCAGAUACUCCAGGAGAGAUUGAUUAUAAAUAUGUCUUGUCUUUAUUGCAAACAACUGGCUACACUGGUUACGUUGGUCUGGAAUAUCGACCAAAAUCAUUAACAGUGGAAGGAUUAAACUGGAUUAAAAAAUAUGGUUACACUUUAUAAAUAUAUAUGUAUGUUACAUAUAUAAAUGUAUAAAUUGUUCAAUUAUUUCUUAAACAAGAAAUAUAUUUUUAUAGUAUAUAUGUAUAUAUGUAAAAUAAAAAAAUAAACAUCUGCUAUGGUUUCGCAUAAACAUAAA